Molecule: messenger RNA, 5640 nt
Organism: Odontomachus brunneus
Lineage: Eukaryota; Metazoa; Arthropoda; Insecta; Hymenoptera; Formicidae
Gene: CASK
Product: peripheral plasma membrane protein CASK
Exons: 27
Coding region: 2980-5640 (886 amino acids)
Biological process (GO): protein phosphorylation; regulation of neurotransmitter secretion
Cellular component (GO): cell-cell junction; plasma membrane
Molecular function (GO): signaling receptor binding; protein kinase activity; ATP binding
Source: RefSeq, a predicted model, not a curated record
UGGAUGCGAGUUGCGCCUGCUCGUUUUCUCUCUGAACCACCCGAGAAAUACUUCUCUUAUCGAAUGCCAGUAAAAUGAAACGUUAGUAUAAGAAAAUACAACAAAUAAAAACGUAAAUAAAAACGUAAAUUUUUUGUUGAAAAUUUUACAACAUUAAUAUGCAUCGCCCACUACAAUAAGGAACAGUCAUCAAGUUGAUUGCAGUUGAUGAAAGAGAUUCCCGCUUAUCGAAUAAGUUUUUAUAUAGAUAUUUUCAAUGGCCUAAUUAAAGUGUAUAGUCAAUUUAUUUCAUAACACAUAUAUAUGAAUGCUUAUUGGACUUAUAUAAUGAAAUAUCAAAACAGAUAUAGGAAGAAAUGUUCCAAUAAAAAAUCCAAUAUUAGUGUUUUGAAUCAUGCGGUACAAAAAAACAGAAAGAAAUUUAAAUGGAAACGUAAAUGGAUUAAUGGACAUAAAAUCGUGUAUAAUAGAAAAUGCAAAGAAUAUAAAAUAAUUUCAGUGAAAAUUAAUCCAACUGAAUAUGUCAUUUACUCAGUACUUAAUACUGGUGUUAAUAUGAACCUAGGAGUAGCAGUAAUCAUGAUAACAUGCAGUAUACUUGGUCUUUCCAAUAAAUUGGCAAUAGAUCAAGUAAAGAACGUCUAUAUUAAUGAGUGGGAAAAAGCCGGAAAGAUUAUAUUCUUUGUACGAGGGCACAAUCACAAACACUUAAAGUAUAUCGAAAGAGAAGCCAAAUUUGUGAGCUUAGACACACACGCCAUUUGUCACAAUGGUACAAUGUUGGUGUUAUCGGUAUUUGGACGCAAGGAAGAGAUCGAGUAUAUCUUCGAUGGGCUUUCCUAUAUACAAUAAUGUGUGAUAAGCAGAUAUUUCCUUUUCUGAUAAUUUCACAAUGUAAUCUAUUGAGAGAGAAAAAGAGAGAAUGAGAAAAGCAAAGGAGAAGGAAAGAAUAAAAGAUGAAAAUAUUCUUUAUAAAAUUUCAGUUUUUUCUAUGUAUGUAGCCUAGCUUCACUUUCGAUAUCGCAUUAAAUGCGAUAUCCACGAUUGAAUUCAAACUGGACAUGACACCAAUGUGUUGCUACACUAUGAAGCUCUAAUAAUUCCAUUACGUUUUCGCUCAUCACACUCUUCUACAUCGACAAUCGAUACCCGAUAUCAUCCGGACAAGAUAGGAACCAAUCGUCAAAGGAAGGCUUCCACCGUUAUGAACAUGAGAAUAUUGCAUGUCAAGAGCACGAAAAAAGCCAUUGUUCGCGGUCAGCUGAUACCAUCACAGCUGCUGGUAAAGAGCGGUGCCACCGAGAAAGACCAGGCGAUGAUGUCCCGACCGACAGCGCGGAUCGCCGUCGAGAGGUUCACGAGUGUCAAUCUAGAAGCGCGCUACGCACGUUCAACGGGGAAGCAGCGAAGGAAGUAAAGGAUACGUUAAAGCGCAAAAGGUUGCGAGUAAAGAGAGGCAGGCGCCACGCCCGCCCCUCCAUGUACAGCGUGGUCACAGAGGGGGCGUCGGCGGAGAACGGCUGGCGGUCGGCGCAGCCGCUCGCCGCGUUUUAUGCAACCAGUCUUGCUUCGGAGCGAGCGAAUCCACUUCCCCGGCCUUUGACAGACGGGGUAGCGUGUGCAGUGUCACAUCGGUUUGUCCACCGUCGUUCGUCGGUCGUCUCUCGCCUCGACCCGUAGUCGUACGACCGGUAACGUGCGUGCUCGCGCGCCCCGGCGAGGAGACACCACACCGGCCCCACGAUCCGGUUCCUCGCCGCGCUCAACGCUAGGACACAGAGGCCUAUCUACAAAGUCUGGCAUAACACUACACCGCUUUGUUUUCUGCGUGCGUCCUGACAUUGCCGGCGAGGCGAGCGAGGAUAAGCGAGCGAGAGCAAGCGUGCGAAUCAGCAAGCGAACGAGCGCGCCUCGAAUAGCGACGAGGCGGUGUCGGCGGCGUUCCCACCGACACCGUAUCGCUUCGCGCAGAGCUGCGCCGCGUACGAUUCACGAUCGCACCCCACCGCAACCGAACGGUGUGGGCUCGUGUCCGUCGACGGAGUGCCAGUGUGACGACGGUCGGUCGGUCGGUGGUGUGCUGGCACACCGAGUGCAUUAUCCACGACUGUGUGUGCGUGCUUAUGUGCGUGACGUGUGCGUAAAAGCGAAGCGGAGCCCAGAGGUGGAACGCGCGCGCGAGCAAGAGAGAGAUAGAUAGGAGCAGAGAGGAGAGGGACGACGGCGAGGCGGCCGUGAAUCCUCGAUACGUGGCUACGCUCACGCCGCGCGUACUUCGCGCGACACGAAUACAACGACGACGACGACGACAACGACGUCGUCGACUUGGGGACUACGACUGGAGCGAAAGGCGCGUACCCGCACGCGCUACGAAUUAUCACGCAUUCGUGUAACCGCGACGUGUCUCCUGGCGCGUGCAGGUUCCUAGCUCCUAGGUCGACUCCUUCGACCUCCUCCUCGUCGUCACCAUGGCGGACGACGAGGUUCUCUUCGACGAUGUUUACGAGCUCUGCGAGAUUAUCGGCAAGUGAGUAACGAGAAUCCUACAGAACGAGGAGAGCGAGAAUGAGAGAGAGAGGGAGAGAGCGUGUGGGUUUACGAUAGAUAGAGAGGGGUAUAAGGAGGUACUGCGCGAGAGAGAAAGCGCGAUGCGAUUGGAUGAACGACGGUGGGCGGAGGUACCUUGAGCGUGUCGGUCGCGUGCGUCAGUGUGCGGAUGUGUGGAUGUGCGCGAGCCUCUACGUCUGUGUGACCCGUUGAUAAGAGAUAUGAUGCCUGUGUACGUGCAUCGCUCGUACAUUGGUGUGAUACGGAACGAGUGAGUAACGACGCGUAAGGGGUCCAUUCAGCGUGGUUCGCAAGUGCAUUCACCGCCAGACCGGGCAGAUUUUCGCCGUAAAAAUCGUCGAUGUGGCGAAGUUCACCUCUAGUCCUGGUCUCAGCACCGCGGAUUUGAAGCGGGAAGCUACAAUAUGCCAUAUGUUGAAACAUCCGCAUAUCGUGGAGUUACUGGAGACUUACAGUUCCGAGGGCAUGUUAUACAUGGUGUUCGAAUAUAUGGACGGCUCUGAUUUAUGCUUCGAGGUUGUGAGACGAGCAACUGCUGGAUUCGUAUACAGCGAGGCGGUUGCUAGUCACUACAUGCGACAGAUCCUCGAAGCGUUGCGUUACUGCCACGAGAACGACAUUAUUCAUCGUGACCUGAAGCCGCAGUGCGCCCUGCUAGCUGGCAAGGAAAAUUCCGCCCCGGUGAAGCUGCGCGGCUUCGGCGUCGCCGUGCAACUCCCAACGUCGCAGUCUAAUGGCGUUGGGCUGAUCUCCCCGAGCUGCAAUUUCCCUUUUGAGGACCUGACCGACGCCGAGGAUUCGCUAGUGAGCGACACGGAGGACAAUAUCGGUCGUGUCGGAUGUCCGCACUUCAUGGCGCCGGAAGUGAUUCAACGACGACAGUACGGGAAACCCGGUGACGUUUGGUCAGCCGGAGUGCUGCUACAUGUUCUGCUAACCGGUACACUUCCAUUCGUCGGCUCUCGGGACAGACUACGGGAAGCGAUCUGCCGAGGGCGGGUGCAGAUGGAGACGCCACUCUGGGAUUCCAUUAGCGAGCCGGCGAAAGACCUCAUACAGAGAAUGCUCACGACCGACGUAAAUCAUAGGAUCACCAUCCAAGAGGUUCUCAACCACAAGUGGCUUAGAGAUCGUGAUAAGGGUGCAGCCCGUAUACACUUAGGCGAGACUAUAGAAGAGCUUAAGAAAUUCAAUGCGAGGCGAAAAUUGAAGGACGCCGUGAAAGCAGCCGUCUCCUCGUCGAAAUGGCACGCCCCAUAUUCAGAGGCUAAUGGCGACAAUUUCUCCGACGUCGGAGACGACGAGGUGACAACUACAGGUGCUGUAGCUGAAAUUGUGGAUUCUCUGGAUGAUAUUGAGGUCCUUCAAGAAAGUGGUAGACUAUUACGCCCGGAAAUUAUUAAUGCCGUUGAUGACCAUCGACUUCGAGCUAUCUUAGAGCUUUAUGAUAGGAUCUCAGGUCGUAUGCCAACACCGUGCCGAGCGCCGCAAACGGACGCGGUUCAACGUGCCCGCGAUGUCGAAGAGAUCCUGCGGGAAGCAGAGCACUCAACGGUGCGAAAUAUCGAUAGAGCCGAUCUCCGGGAACUUCAGGAGUUAUUGGUCCAGCCGCACAUGAGGGCACUUUUACAAGCGCACGACGUUGCCGGUCACGAGGUCUACGGCGAAGAAGCCACCAGAGUAACACCACCGCCGCUGCUGCCGUAUCUAAAUGGCAGCGACGAUCUCGAAGGGCAAAACGGCGACUUAGACCUCGAGAACGUCACUCGCGUAAGACUGGUGCAGUUCCAGAAGAACACGGACGAGCCGAUGGGAAUCACGCUGAAAAUGAACGAGGACGGAAAAUGUGUCGUUGCGCGAAUUAUGCACGGUGGGAUGAUCCAUAGACAAGCCACUCUGCACGUUGGCGACGAGAUCAGAGAGAUCAACGGUAUACCGGUCGCGAAUCAAUCCGUUAAUGCCUUGCAAAAGAUCCUGCGGGAGGCACGAGGAUCGGUGACCUUCAAGAUCGUGCCGUCGUACAGGAGUGCGCCACCCCCCUGCGAGUUGUUCAGGAUUAGGCCUCUGCCAGUGUUAAUUUUCGUUCGGGCGCAGUUCGACUAUGAUCCGCUGGAGGACGAACUGAUACCAUGCGCACAGGCUGGGAUUGCCUUUAAAACCGGCGAUAUUCUGCAGAUCAUCAGCAAGGACGACCAUCAUUGGUGGCAGGCGCGGAAGGAUAACGCGGCUGGCUCCGCGGGUCUUAUCCCUUCGCCCGAGUUACAGGAGUGGCGCAUCGCCUCCAUGUCAAUGGAAAAGAACAAACAAGAACAAGACGCUGAAGGAGAAGGUGGAUGUUCUUCUCACACCGAAGGCUGCGACGGCUCGACAGUAAAUUGCUCAAUAUUCGGCCGGAAAAAGAAGCAAUACAAGGAUAAAUAUCUCGCUAAGCACAAUGCUGUUUUCGACCAGCUGGACCUGGUGACCUACGAAGAGGUCGUGAAGCUUCCUUAUCCUGCCUUUCAGAGAAAGACAUUAGUAUUAUUGGGAGCACACGGUGUCGGUCGACGACACAUAAAGAACACAAUUAUCUCCAAACAUCCCGAGAAAUAUGCCUAUCCUAUUCCGCAUACAACGAGGCUUCCACGAAACGACGAAGAGGAUGGUCGUAAUUACUAUUUCGUAUCGCACGACGAGAUGAUGGCAGACAUAGCCGCUAAUGAAUACCUCGAAUAUGGUACGCACGAAGACGCUAUGUACGGAACUAAACUCGAAACUAUUCGCAAAAUUCACGAAGAAGGCAGAAUGGCCAUAUUGGAUGUCGAACCGCAAGCGCUGAAAGUUUUACGUACCGCUGAAUUUGCACCUUACGUCGUCUUCAUCGCCUCACCAGUAUUUCAAAACGUUACGGACCUUGAUGGCAGUCUGGAACGACUGGCGAAAGAGUCGGACAUGCUGAAGCAGGCGUACGGGCACUUCUUCGACCUGACCAUCGUGAACAACGACCUUGACGAGACGAUCGCUCAACUGGAGGCCGCAAUCGAGCGCGUGCACACGACACCUCAAUGGGUGCCCGUCUCCUGGGUCUACUGA